Molecule: messenger RNA, 963 nt
Organism: Diospyros lotus (date-plum)
Lineage: Eukaryota; Viridiplantae; Streptophyta; Magnoliopsida; Ericales; Ebenaceae
Product: pentatricopeptide repeat-containing protein At5g66631-like
Exons: 1
Coding region: 1-963 (320 amino acids)
Molecular function (GO): protein binding
Source: RefSeq, a predicted model, not a curated record
AUGCCUAUCUUCGCUGGUCUUUAUAAAACUGGAGCUAUCAAUCUUUUCUUGAAGCAUUAUAGAAGAAAAGAGCACUGCAAUUCAUUUUGCAAGAAGUGCCAAUGUAUAUCAGCCAAUCCAUUCAAACAAGGAACUUUUAACAGCCUAACUCGCUACUUCGCUAGCAAAUCACAAAUUAACAAGGUCUCCCUUUACCUUCAACGGGCCAAACUCAUUGAUUCAAUUCGGCUUGCUCUUCGGUCCAAUGCUCCAAGGUCCCUUAUCUCCCUUUUGAAUGAUCCCAAUCUAGAUUCCUUUGUGGUCACCAAUGCAAUCCGAUCUGCUCCCUCUCUGGACUCUGCUCUCUCGCUUGCUGAAACCCUGAAAACCAUACCACAUUUCACACACACUCAACAUACACUGCAUGCAGUGGCCAAAAUCUUAGCCAAGUCCCAACAAACCGCAAAACUCAAAACCCUUGUUGAUGCUAUCAAUUCUGGGAAAUUUUCAAAUGUUGCACGGGUCAGCUUCAUGGACCGCUUGCGGUGGUAUGCUGCUGCAAGAGACCUUGAUUUGCUUCUUAGUGUUUGGGAUGAAUGGAGAGCCCUGCAGAAACGACCUUGUGUUGAGGCUUACAACAUCGUGAUGGGUGCUUAUGCACGUAUGGCUAAGAACUCAGAGGCAGUGAAGAUAUUCUUUAUGAUGAUUGAUGAAGGACUGGUUCCUAAUUCUAGAACUUACACUGUUAUCAUUGAGCAUCUUGUGAACUCUGGAAAAUUGGAUUCAGCAGUGCAGAUUUUUAGUGUAUUGCCAUUGAUGAGGAUCAAGCGUACUCUUAGGCAGUAUUCACUUUUGGUAGGGGCAUUCACUGUUAUCAAACAGUUUGAUGUGGUUAAGAAUUUACUACAGGAAAUGCAGACAGAUGGAAUGUUGCCUGGUCAAUCUAUGCUAUUGUCAUUGCAGUGCAUGCGGAUGGCUGGAUGA